AUGCACUCAUUCGCUACCGUUGCCGCUGUCGCCCUCGUCGCUUCAGCUUCUUUCGUUUCUGCUGCACCAAUCGCCUGCAGAGGUAAGCCCGCCAACUACGUCGAUGGUUACUUAGAGGAUUACGAUGUUUACCACGUUCGAUACGUCGCUUUAGACUGUGCUUCUCAACACAACAGUACCUUUUUCGAUGACUGUUGUCACCCACUCCUCGCCAACGAGACCCUUACCGACAGCCGACCCGCUUACUGUACUCCCAGUAACGUCACUCUCUCCGAGGUCUCUUCCACCAUCGCCGAGUACUCUGCCACUGCCACCGUUUCUGCUAUUUCCACCGCUUCUGCCGAUGUCGACGCCGCUUCUGAAUACUCCGCUGCCGAAGCCACUGCCACUUCCACUUCAUCUGCCGAAUCCUCAGAGACCACCGUAGCUGCCGUCGCCGAUUACGCUCACGGAACCCACAAAUCCGCUUCUUCAUCAUCUUCCACUUCAACUGAAGACGCUUGGACCGCUACCUCCACCUCCACCGCCGCCGCUGAAACCUCCACCGCCGCUUCAUCCGGCUCUUCAGGAGAGACUUACACCGGUGGUUACGCUACCUACUUCUACCAAGGUGGUAACGCUGGUGCUUGUGGUACGGUCCACUCUGACUCUGACAAGGUCAUUGCCAUCGACACUAACGGAUGGUGGCAAGAUACCUCAUCAGCCUCCCCUUACUGUGGCAAAUACAUCACCAUCACCAACACCAACAACGGUAAAUCAGUCACUGCCAUGGUUGCCGAUGCCUGUCCUUCGUGUGUCUCUGACAACUCAUUAGACCUGAGUGAAGGCGCGUUCUCAGAGAUCGCAAGUCUUUCGGAUGGACAAGUCCCAAUUACUUGGGUUUGGGCUUAG
This is a messenger RNA of Kwoniella shivajii, 891 nucleotides long. RefSeq lists its product as uncharacterized. The record is from RefSeq and is a predicted model, not a curated record. Lineage: Eukaryota; Fungi; Basidiomycota; Tremellomycetes; Tremellales; Cryptococcaceae. The transcript has 2 exons. Bases 1 to 891 code for a protein of 296 amino acids.